Messenger RNA from Daldinia childiae, 2874 nucleotides. RefSeq names its product F-box/LRR-repeat protein 7. Bases 1 to 2874 code for a protein of 957 amino acids. The transcript has a single exon. Lineage: Eukaryota; Fungi; Ascomycota; Sordariomycetes; Xylariales; Hypoxylaceae. The record is from RefSeq and is a predicted model, not a curated record. Gene Ontology annotation, molecular function: protein-containing complex binding; protein binding.
AUGAGGCGGAAUAGGGUGCCAGGCUCUCCGCCUUCGCCCUAUAGGGCCCUGGCCCACCACCCGGCUAAUGGCCAACCUGCCGAUUCUGUCUCCUUGAUUAGGUCCUUCAAUAGUGAGACCAACCCGACCCGGCCUAUACGCCCCUCCCCACUUACGGCUUCGACCAUCCCUGAUAUGCCGCUCGACCUUCUCGACCGCAUGAGAUCCUUUCCACUCUUCAUGUCAGCUCCCGAGGAGUUUCUAGUAGCCAUCGGCAAACAUCUAAGGCCCCAGAUCCAUUCCGCGCACGACCAUAUCUUAACGGAGGGCGACGAGGCAAAAGCGAUGUACUGGCUAGUUCGGGGAGUCGUUGGGGUAACCUCACGGGAUGGCGAGGCCGUAUACGCCGAGCUCAAACCGGGCUCUUUCUUUGGUGAGAUAGGUGUGCUUAUGAAUAUGCCUCGAACGGCGACUAUUGUCGCGCGCACGAAAUGUUUACUUCUUGUACUCAAGAAGGAAGAUCUCACCCUGGAGCUACCUGGAUUUCCCGAUAUGGAAAUGGCUAUUAGACAAGAGGCACAUGAACGUCUAACCAUUCUUAAUAAGAAACGCCAGGAACGGGGACAUAGCCUCAAAGUUGCAAAUGGAUCUGCGGCUCGGGAGGCUGCUCCCGGCGAGGUAUCAACUGGAGAUAUUGGUAUCAUUAAGGAAGGGGCCGUAGUAAACCACAAGAAGAGAAAAUCCCCUAGUCCGGGAGGGAUGGAGGACCCAACAGCAGGAAGUGCAUUGGGAAGUGGCCUCGUAAACGUGCGGCAGACGCUUAAGGAGCUACCCCUAUUUUCGACGCUACCUCCUGAUAUUCUUCAUUUCCUGGGGAUGAGUGCGCAACCUAAGACCUAUCCACCUUUCACCGAUAUAAUCCGUCAAGGGACUUCCGGUAACGAGAUUUUCUUCAUUGUGCGGGGCGAGGCGGAGGUGAUCCACGAUGCGGCCGAGGGGCAGAAAAAAAGGAUAACACGCUCGUCCGUAAUAAGGCCACGCCUCAGACAAGGUCAAUAUUUCGGAGAGGUUGCUAGCCUGGGUCUUUCUGUCCGACGAACUGCGACAGUUAGGUCUAUAACGGCUGUCGAAUGCCUCAUGAUUAGUGGAGAAGCUCUGAGUGAACUAUGGAAACGAUGCCCUCCGGAAAUAAAGAAGCAGGUUGAAGACACGGCAAGGACGCGGAUUAGACCGAAAGAAGAUAUCGAGAUGGUAGACGCGGAUCCGAUACAUAAGAAGGGUUCGAUACCACUAGCCCCUCUACGGCCUCCGCAGGUUACGUUUACAACACCCUCUAUACCCGCUUCCCCGGUAAAGGAUGAAUUAGAUCAGAUGGAACCAAAAGAUCCCGACCCUUUUCUAAGCGUCGAUAUGGAAAAUCUAAGAAACCGACGGCGAGGAUCUCUCGCACCACCUAUACCACCGCCAAACGAACCUCAUAGCACUCCAACAACCAACGGCUUACGUCUACACAAGCUCAACACUAAGUUUAAUACUUCUACAACUAUCCAAUCCCCCUUAUCAUACUUCUCCCCCGACAUAGAAGUACCAGCAAAGAAAGCCAAGAUAUUUCCCAGCCGGCCGCAACCUAUCCAAGACGCUCUACUUCCCGACGAUAUCCUGGUGACGAUAUUCCGAUUCCUCGACUUAGCCGAGCUCAUUCGGCUAAGACAACUCUCAUCCCACGUGCGCAGACUCCUAGCUACCUCGCCGAAACUAUGUACUCACGUAGACCUUACUUCCUAUAACCGCUUUAUAACAGAUGACGUCCUCAUCAACAUAAUCGCGCCGUUUCUCGGACCGCGACCGAUUUCGAUAGAUCUUAGCAACUGCUUCCACAUCACGGAUGAGGGAUUCUCUACGUUAUGGAAGGUCUGCGGGAAGCAUAUCAAAGUCUGGAGGAUGAAAUCUGUAUGGGACGUCUCGGCCAACCAGAUCUUGGAGAUGAGCGACAAUGCUAAGGAUUUGGAAGAGGUCGAUUGGAGUAACUGUAGGAAGGUUGGUGAUAACCUGUUAGCUCGAGUAGUCGGCUGGGUCGUUCCAGACCAUCCUUCGCAAAACGCAAAGCAAAUUGCGAAUUCGAACCCCGCCGCUGCUGCAGCACGCCUUCGAGCCCAGCAGCGGCCACAGGCACAGACAAUAGUCCUCCCGCCUCCCGGCACCGUAAUCGGUUGUCCGAAGCUCAAACGUCUCGACCUAUCAUACUGCAAGCAUAUAACAGAUCGAUCAAUGGCACACAUGGCAGCGCACGCCUCAAACAGGCUGGAAUCUCUAACUCUAACCCGAUGUACCUCGAUCACAGACGGUGGCUUCCAAAGCUGGGCCCCAUUCCGAUUCUCUAACUUAUCCCGCCUCUGCCUCGCUGAUUGCACAUACCUCUCCGACAACGCGAUAGUCGCCCUAGUCCACGCCGCCAAAGCCCUAACGCACCUUGACUUAUCCUUCUGCUGCGCGCUCUCAGACACCGCAACCGAAGUCGUCGCUCUGGGUCUUCCCGGCCUGCGCGAACUGAAAAUGGCCUUCUGUGGCAGCGCUGUGAGCGACAAUAGCCUCGCGUGCGUCGCGCUGCACCUCAAUGACCUUGAGCGGCUUAGCGUGCGCGGUUGCGUGCGUGUCACGGCCUCGGGCAUUGAGAGCGUGCUAGACGGGUGUGCAAAUCUUGAAUGGGCGGAUGUGAGUCAGUGUCGUAAUUUGGAUGGGUGGAUUAGGGGGGGAGGGGUUGCGAGAUGGGGAUACGACGAGAGAGCUGAGAUUGGAGAGAGUGAUAGUAGGAGGGAGAGCGGGAUGCAGAAUACGGAUUAUGAGAAGUCCGGAGUUGCAUUUGUGGUUGAAAAGGGGGCGGGUGCGCUGCGUUGA